Molecule: messenger RNA, 849 nt
Organism: Mesorhabditis spiculigera
Lineage: Eukaryota; Metazoa; Nematoda; Chromadorea; Rhabditida; Rhabditidae
Source: the annotation of a GenBank genome assembly
AUGAGCAAGCGGUGCGCUCGUGAGGAAUGCGGGAAGUUGGUUUAUCCAUUGGAAGAGCUGAAAUGCCUGGAUAAGGUCUGGCACAAAACAUGCUUUAAAUGCACGGUCUGUGGUAUGGCGUUAAACAUGAAAAACUACAAGGGCUACAACAAAAUGCCUUAUUGUGAGCCGCACUACCCAAAGACGGUGGCUAGCGUCGUCACGGAUACCCCUGAAAUGAGGCGACUUGCCGAAAACACAAAGUAUCAGAGCCAGGUCCAAUAUCAUGCUGAAUACGAGAAGCAAAAAGGCACAAAAAUCCAGAUUGCCGAUGACCCCGAAAUCUCACGACAUAUGGCAAACACAAAAGUGCAAUCCCAAGUCGCCUAUACCGGGGAACUCGCCAAAAAGCAAAACCAGGACCAUCUCCGGACCUAUGGCUUCGAGCAAGAACCACAACAGAAUGCGCCUACCCCGACUUUUGGGACAAGUUCAGUCAGCCAACCCGGCAGUACUGUACUGUACAGUUCGGAACAAGGGGGGACAAUACAACAACAACCGCGCAUUGUCGGAAGUAUUGUUGAUUACGAUCCGAUGAAUGGACAAUAUGGAUCUACCGCUGCACAGAAUCAACCCACUUCCUAUUUGAAUGGAGGUGCAGCAAAAACCAGCAAUGCCAAACCGAAACACGAGGAGUUUUUCACUGUUCGCGCCAUCUACUCGUACGAAUCAAAAGAUUCAGAUGAGGUAUCUUUCAAUGAAGGUGACGUCAUCGUCAAUUGCAAAAGUGUUGAUGAGGGUUGGAUGACUGGACUUGUACAAAAUACCAGCCAAUGGGGCAUGCUCCCAGCAAAUUAUGUGGAACGAAUU